Messenger RNA from Miscanthus lutarioriparius, 390 nucleotides. Lineage: Eukaryota; Viridiplantae; Streptophyta; Magnoliopsida; Poales; Poaceae. The record is from the annotation of a GenBank genome assembly.
AUGCCGAAGGCUUCUUUGGAUCCACCGGAUCCGAAAGAUCCCGAGAAAGUCGACGUUGGGUUGAAGAUGAAGAUGGCGGCGGAAGAAGAGGAGGUUCCUGUCGUGGACGUUCGCAAGGCGAGCUUGAUUAUGCGCACGCUGGAUGUUUUCUUCGUGGUGUAUCUGCUGUUUUAUGUUGGGAUUGUGGCAGUGAUGGUCAUUGUUUCUGAUAACUGGUGGGAUCCAUGGCCAGGUGUUCUUUUUCUAUCGCCUAUCUGCAUAGUGACGCUCUGGUUGACACCCAAGAUGAAGGAUGUGUAUGUUCAACUCUAUGCUACGAAGAAAGCACCGAAAAGUGACAGUGAUCUUUGCACCAAACUACUGGCAUUUGAAAAACAAACUAAUAAGUGA